This is a messenger RNA of Nomia melanderi (Alkali bee), 3590 nucleotides long. NCBI's taxonomy places the organism in Eukaryota, Metazoa, Arthropoda, Insecta, Hymenoptera, Halictidae. The record is from RefSeq and is a predicted model, not a curated record.
CACCGAGUAACACGAUUCCCGUACGAUUGAUAGAAUUCUCUCGUAUCUGGACGUGGUGUCGCUAUGCCGUUGCGCGCAAGUGAGCAAAGCCUGGAACGUGUUGGCGCUGGACGGGUCCAAUUGGCAGCGAAUCGAUCUGUUCGAUUUCCAACGGGACGUCGAGGGAUCAGUUAUAGAGAAUAUAUCGAGACGGUGCGGCGGGUUCCUGCGACAGCUGUCCCUUAGGGGAUGCCAGAGCAUCGGGAACAACUCGAUGCGCACGUUGGCCCAGUCCUGCCCGAACAUCGAGGAGCUGAACCUGAGCCAGUGCAAGAAGAUCUCGGACGCCACCUGCGCGGCCCUCAGCAGCUGCUGCCCGAAACUGCAACGGCUGAAUCUCGACUCCUGCCCCGAGAUCACGGACAUGUCCCUGAAGGAUCUCUCGGACGGUUGUCCGCUUCUCACCCACAUCAACCUGUCCUGGUGCAAGUUACUUACCGACAACGGCGUCGAGGCGUUGGCGAGGGGUUGCAAGCAGCUCCGCAGCUUCCAUUGCAAGGGUUGUCGCCAGCUGACCGACAGAGCCGUCAAGUGUUUGGCUCAAUACUGCCCGAAUUUGGAGGCGGUGAAUCUACACGAAUGCAGGAACAUAACGGACGAUGCGGUGAAGGACCUCAGCGAACAGUGUCCGCGUUUGCACUACGUUUGCUUGUCGAACUGUCCGAACCUGACGGACGCGUCGUUGGUCACGUUGGCGCAACACUGUCCGCUCCUCAGCGUCCUCGAGUGCGUCGCCUGCACGCACUUUACAGACGCAGGCUUUCAGGCUCUCGCAAAAAAUUGCAGACUACUCGAGAAGAUGGACCUGGAAGAGUGCCUUUUAAUCACAGACGCCACCCUCAUUCACCUGGCAAUGGGCUGUCCCAGAUUGGAGAAAUUGAGUCUGUCGCACUGCGAGUUGAUCACCGACGAAGGUAUUCGGCAGUUGGCUCUCUCGCCGUGCGCAGCGGAGAAUCUGGCGGUGUUGGAACUCGACAACUGCCCACUGAUCACAGAUGCCAGCCUCGAUCACCUUCUACAGGCCUGCCACAAUCUCGAGCGCAUCGAGCUUUACGACUGUCAACUGAUCACCAGAGCUGGCAUACGUAGACUCAGAACGCACCUGCCGAACAUCAAGGUCCACGCGUAUUUCGCGCCGGUGACACCGCCGCCGAGCGCCGGCGCGUCCCGGCAACGAUACUGCCGGUGCUGCGUAAUUCUGUGAUUCCGCAUCCGAGCGACGCUGAUGUAAAAAUCGUCCGACGUACCACACGACCGGUGGACAUGUUGUUUCGGUGAUCGCCGGUUCGCGGUGACUGUGGGACCUUUUCUCUUUCUCAUCGUCCGGCCCGGCAGACACGGCCCAGGAACACGAACGCGGGGCAUAGCCGGCCGCGUGGUCAACAGUGAGAGAAACCUGAGCCUCGAAACUCGUGAAUCGUGAAUCGUGAAUCGUGAAUCGUGAAUCGCGAAUCCAUCGGAAUCCAUUGAAGCUACACAGGGGUCUGGUUAGUCAGCCAGUACGUCAGUACGUCACCGUCACCCACACACAGCCACACGCGGUGAGACACGGAGGAGACAGGCGAAUACGAAGGAGAAGAACCACACACGUAGACACACGAGUACACGCGACAAAAGAUCGAGGCCGCGGACGAAGACGAUGCAACGCAAAAGAGUCGCCGCUGCAAUUAACGUACCGUUAAUCGACGCUACUACCCAACCACUAUAACUCGCCGCUGUUCGAUAAACUAUUUCGCGGUCCGUUCACCGUUUGCUAACUGGAAAGGCAAAUCGUUGUUUCUCCGAGAUACGGCGUCGCGUCGUUCAACUAAACGCCUCGUAAUCGCGCGACCGUCGACGACCGCCGCCCCCCAGGAAGGAAAGAAAUUAGCCGGGAUUCCUAGAUCGUUUCGCCGGUCCACUCUCUUUCGACUCGGGUCGAUUGGUCGGAAGCUGCUGGUAAGAAGGCACGCCGGUUCAACCCGAUUCCGAUUGCUCGCAGUUGAAAUUCCUUUUUUCUUCUUUCAGUGGUAAUCAGUGGUAUCGUCGACGACGAUAAGCCCGUCGAUUCGGUAUCGAUGAAUUUCUCUCGGAACGAUAGAAGAAGCUAAACUCCGCUAACUAAAGCUGCGAAAGACUUCUUACCAGCAACGGAGACGGUAGCCCGAGCGGGGAUCGCGUUCCCCGGCGUACGCUCUCCCAUCCUACACACGCACGGAUCCCGAGAUCCCGAGCGACCAGUAUUCUUCUCGCUGUUCGAUGUUCCGCGCGACGAAACGAAAGAUGGAAGACGGCGUUCCGCGCGUAUAUGUACAUAAUACAUAUUUUUUUAGUACGACGCAUCCACUCUCUCUCUCUCUCUCUCUCUUCUGCUGUAGACGUUGAAGCUCGUCGAAGAGAAGCCCGCGUACGCGUUACGCGCAUUCUGCCGCGGUUCUCCCGAGCGUUCCCCGUGGAACCGGACCGAUCGCGUUCGAACGCGAUCCUUGUUCUCCACCCCCAUAGAAAUCAAUCACGGACGCUCGAUCGUUCCAUCGGAUGCACCCGGCGUCGGGCGCGCGCGCGCGGCCAACGCGCUCGACACGCGUGUACGUGUGUUCCUGUAGCAGUUUCUCAACGAACACUGCCUAUCGUAAAAGUUAUCGACUAAACGAUUACGAUGAUACAGAAAAGUGUUCAGAAAACGCGACAAAAAAAUUGCAAAAGAAUCGGAAAAGAAAAGGAAAGAAAAGAAGCGAACGCGAACGCGAACGCGAACGCGAACGCGAACGCGCCGUAGAGAAUCGCAGACUUUUCGAGUCUCCGCGAUGGAGAUCGUAGUUGUACAGUCGUUUGUUAGCGAUUAACGUUGUUCACGGGGACACGGGGCUCGUUCCCCUGUUCCCUCGAGGUUCACGAUCGCACGAGCGGCCGGCCCGACGCGACCCAGGCAGCGGAUUUCUUUCCUUCGGUGGGGCGUCGCGCGCGCCCCAGGGCAAUACACUUAAUAGACGCGUACAGAAUCGCUGAUCGAUCGCACUGUCCGACGAAUAGACUUUACGAAUAGUUUGUUCCGCUUUCUUUAAUGCUCUUCGAGAUUCUCUGGGAUUUUCCUGCGACGAGCGCGACGCGACGGUAAACGCGGUUCAAAGAUACCCUUGCGAUUAGUCGUUUCGGAAUAAAAUUUCAAGAGUACAAGAUUUCUGGCUGGCAACUUUCGCGGUUCAAGUAUUUGUAAUUUGAACAUUCGACGGUGACAAGGUGAUCGGAAUAUAUUCGUAGUUGGAAAAUGGAAUUAGAGGGGGAGAAACCGUACGUUGGAUUGGUAUCCGACGCAGAAAGAUUUCCGAGAAUCGUGGAUGGAAAUUCGCGUCGGACAGUGCUCGUCAACGGAGUUGCCGACUCCGCACCGGGAGGCAGAGAGUCCGAGUGAUCCGCGACUAAUAAUCGUCGCGUUUAAUUGCUGCCGGCCGUUCAGGCGGUACGACCGUUGGCACCUACGAACCAAGAUACGAUUGCAUUUCACGGCGAUACGCGGACAGUCCGGCAGCCGUUCUGCCCGCGGAUCGCUCCUAUCGAGACCCAAACGUACC